Molecule: messenger RNA, 537 nt
Organism: Camelina sativa (false flax)
Lineage: Eukaryota; Viridiplantae; Streptophyta; Magnoliopsida; Brassicales; Brassicaceae
Source: RefSeq, a predicted model, not a curated record
AGACGAUGGGAGCCUCAUAGCUUUCAAUCCGGAGACAGAGAAAGCACGUUUGAUUCCUUCCAUAUUCCAUCGUGGAGAAUCAGAUACAAAACCGCUUUUUGCACAAGACAAGAAGAACAAUCGUCUGACCAUGAUAUCGGGGACGAAAGAAACAAUCUCAGUUUACACACUACUCGGGAAUUCCAAGUGGACCCUCACCAUGCGGAUCAAGAACGUAUCCAUGGACGACAUAAAACUUGUAUGUUGGAACGUGGUCGCAUAUGAUGGCAAGAGCCUUGUGGUGAGGGAGAGGAAGAAGGACUCUUAUCACAAGGGUUGGCUUCAUGUGUAUGACAUGGAAGCUAAGAGUUGGAGAGUUUUAGGAUCUAUCUGGUGUGGGCUCACAAAGAACCUAGAAUACUAUACGUUUACGCCCUCCUUGUUCUUUGUCGAGGAGGAUGAGCAGGAGAAGGUGAUUGUAGCUUCCAAUGACCUACGCAUCUCCUAUCUGAAUGCAAUUAUGGCACUCAUUUGAUUAAGAAACGCAUAUCCGAUUAG